This is a messenger RNA of Vollenhovia emeryi, 1118 nucleotides long. RefSeq names its product zinc finger and SCAN domain-containing protein 29-like. Bases 148 to 951 code for a protein of 267 amino acids. The transcript is spliced from 3 exons. The record is from RefSeq and is a predicted model, not a curated record. NCBI's taxonomy places the organism in Eukaryota, Metazoa, Arthropoda, Insecta, Hymenoptera, Formicidae.
AGUUGGUGCGCGUAUCAAAAUAUCUUAGGGCGCUGUAAACGCUUGAUUCGAUUCGGGUCGUAUUAUACCCGGCAUUCCUGCUAGAUUGAGGUUAAAAGUAUGGUUCAGUUUAGCAUGUGGUAGAAGUUGGAUUUUACAAUUGUGAAAAUGUCGUGUAAAAAGGGUGCCAAUUGGACCAACGAUGAAACACGAACGUUUCUCGAAUUGAUUACGGAAAAGAGCAUUUUAAAUAUAAUUGAUGGAAAGAAACAUCGGCAUAUAGAGAUUUUCCGAAUGCUAGUACCCGAAAUGCAGACAAAGGGUUAUGAAAAAACAGCUGAGCAAAUGAAAUUAAAAUUAAAAAAUUUGAGAACAGCAUAUUUCAAAUGUAAAAGAAAUAAUAAUGUCAGUGGUGCUGCUCCGUCAACGUGUCCAUUCUACAACGAGUUAGAUAUGUUAUAUGGGAGCAGGCCAAGUGCCCUAGCUAGCAGCAGCAACAGUGAUCAAGUAGGAAUUGAUACCGCAGAAUUAAAUGUGGAAGAAAUUAACGAUGAGAAUGAUACCAGUUGUACGACUGCUGAAGAGAUUGACGAGAUAUUAGAUAAAGAAAAUGAAGUCCCACCAGCCAAAAAGCAGAAACGAACAAAAACUUGUGGGAGAAGAAGUUAUGAAGCAAUGAUGCAGAGCCAUACUGACAAAUUGUUCGAAUACCAAAAAGAAUUACUUAACAGCAUCACAAACAAGCAGAUGGAGUUCCAGAAAGAAAUUUUCCAUAACGAAAUGAUAGAGCAGAGAAAAUGGGAACAAGAAGAGUUAGCCAAGGAACGAGAGUUUCAAAAAGAACAAACAAACCUGAUUCUGGAUGCAUUUACCAAAAGUAUGCAGGUUAUUAAACCUCAAAUAUCUGCUCGUUCCACACAGAGUUCCUUGAAGCCACUGAAACUUAUUCCUGUAAGUUUAUUAAUUUUUUAAAUAAUUAAUCGUGUAACAACAUUAAAACUAAUACAUGCAAUAAGAUAUAUGUACAUAUAUUUGUACAUAUUGUGAUAUAUUUAUAAAUUUAAUGUAAGGGAUUUGAUUUUAUUAGUCUGAAAAAGUUAAAUAGUGAUUUAGUUUGAUUAUAAAUAUUUUAUUUGCUA